This is a messenger RNA of Lycium ferocissimum, 942 nucleotides long. Its product is annotated as F-box protein CPR1-like. Gene Ontology annotation, molecular function: protein binding. Lineage: Eukaryota; Viridiplantae; Streptophyta; Magnoliopsida; Solanales; Solanaceae. Bases 1 to 942 code for a protein of 313 amino acids. The record is from RefSeq and is a predicted model, not a curated record. The transcript has a single exon.
AUGUCAAAGAAGAAAUCGCAUAAGUACACUAUUAAUGUUCCAUGUGAUAUCCUAUUCUGCAUCCUUAUUAGGCUACCUGUUAAAUCUUUGUUACGAUUUCGAUCUGUUUCUAGACCAUGGAAGGACGUAAUCUCCGACAAAAAAUUCAAGAAAACUCACAGCAAUCAAUCGAAAGCGUUGGGGUGUGUAAACUUCUUGUUAUUGAAAUAUUGUAGCAGCGAAUUCAAGCUUAUAAUUGCCACAGAGACACAAUGGUUUCCUCUAAAGGGAUUCGAACGUGCUCAUGUCUUAUGCUCACACGAUGGCUUGGUACUAUUAAAGAAACGUAGGGCUUACAAGACGUUUGUUUUGUGGAAUCCAUCGACUAGACAAUGCCUAGAGCUUGCAUCAUGUCCAUAUCUGAACAGCUACACAAUUCCUCAUGCUAGUGGAUUGUGUUAUGAUCCUACCACUGAUGAUUACAAGGUUAUAUUGAUCUAUAAGCCGUUUUAUCUUAUCUACUCCUUGAGGACUUUUUGGACGAAGAAAACAACUCUCCCUAUGUUAGAGCAACGUCUCUCUUCUAGUUUAAAACAAGUUACUAACAAUUUUUGGUCAUCAUAUAUAUGCUGUCAGGGAAUUACCACCGAGGGUUGUGUAUAUUGGUCUCUGGAUCCGGAGCUUUGCCCGUAUGUAAGACGAGGUUCUACAAUUAUAUAUUAUGACGCAAAGUUAGAAAAACUGAAGGAGCUUCGAGCACCAAUUUUUGUAGGUGAUGAUAACGAGUUAUUUCUUUUGACUACUUUCAAAGGUCGCCUUUGCUUAUACGGUGGAGAAUCCACUGACUUGAGGAGUAAUGAAACCGAUCUGGACAUGUGGAUCAUGGAAGAAGAUGGUUGGAAAUUGUUAAUGAAACUUCACUACGUACCAUCAACAUUGUGCGAGCGAGCAUUAUUUUGUUAA